AUGCAGAAUGAGACUUUGGCAAAGAUCUUUAUGCAAACAGUGCUGAAGAAGCCAGUGCGUAGAAAGAUAUAUGAGAAAAGAAAUGUUCUCUUAAAGCAAAACAACUCAGAAGGGCUUGUAUCCAUAAAAGCAUUUGUGUGCUCUUUUAUAAUAGGCUUUAUUUCUACAUAUUUUAUAGUCUGCUGGAUAAAGGGAAGUGAGCUUCCAUAUUGA
Molecule: messenger RNA, 213 nt
Organism: Nematocida ausubeli
Lineage: Eukaryota; Fungi; Microsporidia
Exons: 1
Coding region: 1-213 (70 amino acids)
Source: RefSeq, a predicted model, not a curated record